This is a messenger RNA of Mobula hypostoma (lesser devil ray), 7125 nucleotides long. RefSeq names its product G-protein coupled receptor 20-like. The record is from RefSeq and is a predicted model, not a curated record. Lineage: Eukaryota; Metazoa; Chordata; Chondrichthyes; Myliobatiformes; Myliobatidae. Gene Ontology annotation, cellular component: plasma membrane. The transcript has 2 exons. Gene Ontology annotation, biological process: positive regulation of Rho protein signal transduction; phospholipase C-activating G protein-coupled receptor signaling pathway. Gene Ontology annotation, molecular function: G protein-coupled receptor activity. The coding region runs from base 108 to 1115 and encodes 335 amino acids.
GCAAGUCCGAAACGAUGCACUGUGUGUCACAUCACUAAACAUCUGAACUACAGAGAGAACCAGCUGCUCACACAGAAGUCGACUGAAAGUCAACCGAAAGUUCAGCUAUGCAGACUACAACAGUUGAGCAAAUUCUUGCCAACAUAUCGACAAGUGGCUACAGCAAUGGAAGUCACACCCAUAAGGAGCCCUACCUACAUAAACUCGCGCAUCUCGACGAAGCUCUCUACAAUGAUUACUACAGUCUGUGGCUCGCCCUGAUGAUAAUUAAUGUUCUCAUAUUUGUAGUUGGCAUUGUCCUCAACAGUGUGGCAUUAUAUGUUUUCUGCUUUCGUACCAAAACUAAAACAACAUCUGUCAUCUACACCAUCAACCUGGUGAUCACAGAUUUGAUGGUGGGUUUCUCCUUACCGACCAGGAUCAUAAUGUAUUGCAGUGGCGGCAAAUGCUUGACCUGCUCAUUUGUACACAUUUUCAGCUACUUUGUGAACAUGUACUGCAGCAUUCUCUUCCUAACCUGUAUCUGUGUAGACAGAUACCUUGCCAUCGUCCAGGUUGAAGCGUCACGCAAGUGGAGGAACCCCCACUACGCCAAAGGGAUUUGCGUCUUUAUUUGGCUCUUUGCCAUUAUUGUCACUUACUCUAUCCUUUCCACCGCAAUCAAGUACGCUGCAUGUUGUUUGUCUAAGCUCUUUGCUCUGACCGUAUUUGAGUAUUUUCUGCCUUUAAUGAUCAUCACGAUCUUCACCAUUAGGAUCAUGUGUGCCCUUGCCAAACCAAACUUAAUGCAGCAGAGUAGAGAAAGACGUAUGAGAGCCGUCCAACUUCUAAUCACUGUCCUAGUUAUUUUCAUGAUAUGCUUCACACCCUUUCAUGUUCGUCAGGUUGUGAUCUACAUCAAACCUGAUAUCCCGCUGCAUACCAGCCUAAUCGUAUACCACGUCACGGUGACCCUCAGUAGCCUCAACAGCUGUUUGGAUCCAAUUGUCUAUUGCUUUGUCACUAACAACUUCCAAUCCACUAUGAGGAACAUCUUUGUCAAAACUGACCCUGAACAAAUCAGUGGAGAAAUACUCAGCAUGCAGAAAAGCUCCAAGGUAACCACGGUAAAGUAAGCGUGUGCAAACAUGACAAGGAAUGACUGUGUACUGAACAGUGAACAAUAAACAGAACAUGAAGCAUCACUUCAGAUACGAAGAUGGGGACUUUAAUAUGUCAUGAGUUUUUUUUUAAACUUUGGGGCUUGUUUAAUUUUGUGCCUUGAUGUUCAUAAUACAUCAUUUUGUACAGUUGAGGUGAAAUUUACUCAUGGUCUUCUUUACUAGACAAUGAUGACAGACAUGCUUUUUUCAGUUUAGGUUACAUUCCAUUAGUUGUAAGACUAUAUGGCAUUGGCUGGCAAAGAAAAGAGAAACAAAGUCACAAUGUUUGUUUCAUUAUUUUAUAGUACAGGAGAAAAGUCGUUGGGCUUCGGCCAAAUGCGAUGGAAAAAUCUUUGUUCUCCUUGUAAAAACAGAUUUUUUCAGAGAUAAAUCAGCAGUAUUUAUAUACCUGUCUGUUCCAUUUUCCCAUUCUUAUUGCCUCAUUUCUCGUGAUGUGUUGAAUAUAUUUUGUAAAAUCUCCUAAUUUAUUAACCUCAUUGCAAUGUAGCCACUGGAGUUGUCAUUGAGUAGACAAGAUGAAGACUGACACAUUCAGACCUCCAUUUUCUGAGAAACCACUUCAUCCAGCCUGGUGCUUCUGAUGUGUACUAUAAUGAAAGGGCUAUAUUGCAUAUUGGGAAAGAACAAUAACUGCAUUUAAAUGACUCAGAAGUUGGCACAGGGUAGUUUUUUUUCUGGUGAGUGGUGGGACUUCAGAAUAUAUAAGUGGAUCUCUAUAUCCCUCAUGGAAAACAUAAAUGGUUAUUGUGGUUAUCGUGGCCUGAUUUUGAAUGUUUGAGGGUGGUUCAGUGGAGUGGUGAGCGAAAGACUGAGAAAGGAAUCAGUAUAUACUUCCAAACACUGUCACAAGUUUGUGCAUCAUAUUAGUUUUUAUUUGAGAUUACAACAAUUCCAGUACAAAAAAUUCUGCCCUGCUUUUAAAAUUAAACUUUUGGAACCUUUUGUUGGGUUUACUGGACACCAAAAAUCCACAAAGAUGUUCUCAAAUAUGGUUUAGAGAAAAAGCUCUUCAGGAGUUAUCAGUCUGAUCAAUCCUUCCUUCACUCAUGUUCCCAACAAAGCCAUUAAUAUUUCUCAUCUUCAUUGUAAUUUGAUCCAGAUGCAGGGAGAUCAGAUCAAAUGAUAUGCAAAUAGUGUAGACAUUUAUCACCAGAAAUUACAUCUGGUCAUAAUCAAUGAAUCUCUCUCCCUUCAGCACUAUAUCAUUGGAGUCCCCUAAUCUAUGUCAUGCCCCAUCUCUCAGCUACAUACUGAUUCUAUGUAAAAGUGAUAGAAAGGAUUUGAACUGGAAGCAGGGCCAAUUGGCAAUUGAACUUGUCUAGUCUAUUGCUGAUACCCAGAUCAGCAUGUCUUCCCUCGGCAUUGUUACUAUGUCUAUGCAGUUGGCCUGUGUAUCCCAGACUUCAUCUGGGUAGGCCAAAUAUUUUGCAAAUUAAUCUGAAAGAUUAAACAUUGUCUCUUGCUUCCACAGACCUUUUACCACUGCCACCAAUUCUCUCUCUCCCCACUCUCACAGAUAAGCAGAUAUUUGCUGUCCAAGAUAAGGAUCCAACCAUGUUAAGUACUUGUUCUGAACUUUCAAUAUUUAUCAUUACUUUUAUGAAUUCUAAUCUCAAAAAUGGUUCACCUAUCAUCAAGUUCAGGUUUAAUUGUCAUUCACCCAUACACAAAUACCCACGAAUACAGCCAAACGACACAGCAUUACUCUGGGGACAAGAUGCAAAACACAGUACCAACAGUCACACACAGCACAAGGCACAUAAGGUAACAAGUACAUAAAAUCACACCCAAAAAAAAUAGUCCAAGACCCUGAGACCAUGAAUGUUGCAGCAAUCUGCAAUCAAAUACAAUAUUACUUGUCUUCUGCCGAGCAAACACCAGGGCAGCACCAACUCCAGCUGGGACGCCACGCUACACUGACUCUGACACCUGGGUGGCUGUAAAUAGGCAACACCGCGGCUCAAGGCCUAGUCUUAGCUAUGACUAAGGCCACACAAUUCCUCUGCUGUCCGACAAUAAAUCAGUGAAUCAGACUUGCUGCAGUCCACAUUAACAAUGUCCAACAGGGUCUUGCAAUGAUAAGAAAAGUGACUGAGAUAAUCACUCGCCUCUCUGACCGAUGCCUCCCUGACACAAGCAGUAGCAUAAUCUGCACCAAGUCCAGCUCCUUCAGUUUCUCCGCCAAUGAAUAUCUCAGGUGGGGAAGACCUGCACUACUUUAUGUUCAUUAUGUCCAGCAGGGUCUUGCAAUUGUAAAAAAUAGGUUUAAUAAAGACAAUAACACCUUUGGUUGACCCCGUAGAAGCUGCAUCAAUUGAACACACCGCCAUCUUACAAGAAGUGUAUCAUUGUAAUGAGGCUAACUUAAGCAAAGCAAUAUAUUAACUGACUGAUGAGUUAAAAUAAUCACUAAUACAAGUCACAAAUAAGAAUAUUAAAACAGGAGUAGCCUGAUUCACUAUUCAGAUAGAUCAUUGCUGAUGUCUACCUCAACUCCAUAUAGCUGCCAUUGCUGGAUAAUCUUUUAUCCCCUUGCUCAAUACAAAUGAAACUUAGACCUAAAAGCUAUAAACACUUCUGAAACAUUUAGACCAUUUAUAGCUUUCAGCUUCUAAAGGUGCUGUGACAAAACAAUUUCUCUCAUGCUCCUAAUUCAAAGUUCAUUAUUUACUUGAUUUGCCCAUUAGAGGAAAUAUCAACUGGACUAAGUCCUUUACACAAUUUAAACACCUCAAUCAGAUAACUCCUUAAUCUCCACCAUCAAAGAGAAUGAAAACAAAUUAAUGUAAUCCAUCACAUUAUUUAAACCUUGUUACUUUAUCACUUUGGUGAAUCUGAGAUGUGCUUAAAUAGAGAAAGAUCUGCCUGGAUGAUGGGCAAACUCAGCUUUUCAUUUCCCUCAGUACAUGUGCAAAUAAUUUACUAUUUACCAUUUCUUGCUUCUUUACUUUAUUGUCGCCAAACAAUUGAUACUAGAGCGUACAAUCAUGACAGUGAUAUUUGAUUCUGCACUUCACGCUCCCUGGAUUACAAAUCAAUAGUAAAUAUUCAAAAUUUAAAUUAUAAAUCAUAAAUAGAAAAUAGAAAAGGGAAAGUAACGUAGUGCAAAAAAAAACCGAGAGGCAGGUCCGGAUAUUUGGAGGGUACGGCCCAGAUCCGGGUCAGGAUCCGUUCAGCAGUCUUAUCACAGUUGGAAAGAAGCUGUUCCCAAAUCUGGCCGUACGAGUCUUCAAGCUCCUGAGCCUUCUCCCCGAGGGAAGAAGACCAAUUAACAUUCAACAACAAGUCACUGCCAAUUGGCCCACCACUCUGGGGAUUAUCAUUCAACAAAACUUAACUCAACCAACAUAAAAACUCAGGCUACAAAAGUGAGUGAUAAAGGAAGUAUCCUGCAGGAAAUUGAUUCAACUUCUGGCUUCCUAGAGCCUUCCUAUCAUCCUAAUUCACAAAUCAAGAGUAUGACAAAAUACAUUCUUCUCAGGAAGUUUGGUACAGAACAUUCUACUUAUGAGGACCCUAUCUACCACCCCCAAACAUUGAUUCCUUUCUCCAUCAGCAAACCAUGGCUAUACUGCACCCUGCACAAAUCACCAAAAACUCCUCAUUCAGCACCUCCCAAAUCAACAAGUGCUAAUUGAUAGCAACACACACAAAAUGCUGGAGGAACUCUGCAGGUCAUGCAGCAUCCAUGGAAAUGAACGAACAGUUAACGUUUUGGGCCAGGACCCUUCUUCAGGGCUGGAAAGGGAAGGGGAAGGUACCAGAACAAAAAGAUGAGGGGAGGGGAAGAAGGAUAGCUAGAAGGUGAUAGGAGAAGCCAGGUGGGUGGGAAAGGUAAAGGGCUGGAGAUGAAAGAAUCUGAUAGGAGAGGAGAGUGGACCAUGGGGCAAAGGGAAGGAGUAGGGGCACCAGGGGAAGGUGAUAGGCAGGUGAGAAGAGGUAGGAGUCCAGGGUAGGGAAUAAAAAAGGAAGGGUAGGGAAAUUUAUUUUACUGGAAGGAGAAAUCGAUAUUCAUGCCAUCAGGUUGGAAGCUACCCGGAUAGAAUAUAAGGUGUUGUUCCUCCACCCUGAGGAAAUCCUCACCAUAGCAGAAGAGAAGGCCAUGGACUGACAUGUUGGAAUGGGAAUGGGGAUUGUAAUUAAAAUGUUGGGUCACCAGGAAGUUCCACUUUUGGCAGAUGGAGCGGAGUGCUAAUUGAUGAAAGUAAAGGGCAACAGAAAUGCCACCAUAUGCAGUUUCCCUCGAAGAAACAUAUGAUGCUUGAAAUAUAUUAUUCCUCUUUCAAUGUUGCUUGUUCUAAAUCCUGCAGCUCCCCACCCAACAGCAUUGUAGGAGUACCUUCACUAAAAGGACUGCAGAAGUUCAAAAAUAUCACUGACUAUCACCUUCCUGAGGACAAUAGGGUUGGGUAAUAAACGUCAGUCUUUAUCCUUAACACAGUAACAAAAAUUAAAAGAUGCUGAUGAGCUGACUGGGAUGAAAUCUCAGGUUGAAACAUGUUUAAGACUGUUUUAUGCAUUUUGGUAAAGGAAAGAUUGCCAGAUCUGGGAACAGUUAUUUAGAGACAUGUUAAGUAGCUCCAUGAAAACUAACAGAACAAUGAAAGACUUUGUUUUAUGUCCAUGUGUCCAAAUAGACAGCUUGUUAAUAUCAUCACAUUUUAUGACACUAUUACACUAUUAAUAUUCUGCCCCAAGAUGUUCUCAGUAAUGAAUGGAUCAAAGUCCAUUUAGAAAUUAGAGUAAAUGAAACUAGUGAUAAAAUAAUAAUAAUUACUGAUGACUUCAUAGGGUAUAAUUUUGCUUGGACCUCAAGUUCCUUGGAUAACUGUUAAAAUGGCAAUUUACAACACACUCCUCAUCAUCUUUAAACUUUGGACUUUUUAUUAGCCUAAAAGACAAGAGGUUCCCUAAAAUUUCAAUUGCCUAAGAUUGAAGGCACCAAUAUUAUUACCAGUUUAAUUUCUUCAAACCAUUAUCUGGUCUUCUUGGAAUGAGAAGGAGAUUUUACAAUCAGCAAUCUCACAAUAUGACAAUGUGAGGUUAAUGUGUUCCAAGAAGCUUGCGGCAUCUGAAGUCAGGAGAAGCAAAUGCCAGCCUGUUUUAACCAUCAUGCCGCUCAUAUCUGUGGAGAAUAGCAAGUACUACAUUCAAAUACUAUAGUGUAAGUAAUUGGAAUGAAGGCAAAUCCCAAAACUCUGAAACAACAAGCCCUAUGAAGUCAGAUAGCAUUAGUAAAGAAAAGACAUCUUAACAUCAUCCCAAAAUUUAGACAAAGCAAGUUGGACAUAGAAUAUAUUGUGAAAAAUUUUACUUGUUUUUAAUACAUAAGACAAUGUGUAAUAAAUUUGUGUUUAUAAGAAUUGCAUUUGUUGAAUUUUGUACAUUGUAGAAUACGCGCAUGACCCUUUAAAAUGCUAGGAAACAAAGGCAAUUACUCAUUUUUGAAUUGGUAAGAAAAUGUCUAAACUUCCAAGUACUUGAAAUAUUUAAGUUUGUAAAAUAUCAGUUAAGAUGCUGUUUCAGGUAUAGCGAGAAUAUAUUCAAUUUAAACCACUGUAGGUGCUCUGCAAUUUACCUGUGCAGCUUUCUGUACAAAUCAAGUAUUGAUCCCCUAUUGUACUUGUUCGAGUGUGUGACAUAUAAAGGAUGGUGCUCAUACCAUUACUAAAUUCAGCAAGCUUUCUUAAUGUGAUGUCCAGGCCAGAACACUCUUUCAAUGAACACCACCAAUGCACAUGUAACAAAUUUUAUUCUGUAAGAGGAUUAUGUAAACAUUUUAUUUAAGUAACUGUCUGAAUUUCUCACAUUAUGAUUCUGAUGUAGUGCUUGAUGGCAGAACUCCAUACACACUUCACAAGUACUUCAUUUCAUACUCCAAAAGGAAACAGCCAUUGAUGUAAAAUAUGUCAUAUAUUUUGAGAAGAUGCUAUGCUAUUGCUAUAAUGUGUACACAUGCUAA